AUGGUUUGGGAUCGACUGAUAAUUCCAACGGAUACAAUACCAAAAAGUCUCUACUGGCAACCAACUGACUGUUCACCAAAUAAUGCCGACUUACAACAGUUAAAUAUUUGCGCUGGAAAGGAGAAAAUUAUUUCUGUUAUACUCAAUGAAUAUGAUGCCAAUGAAAGGGUUUUCUUAUCACUUAAUCGAUAUGCUGAAAAGACGUACUCAAUGGCGAUCUAUCACAGCGUUGAUAAGAAUGAAAUAAAUCAAAAUAUUGGUGACAUGCACGAGUGGAUUCCAAUUUUUGACUAUCCAGCAAUGCCCACUACUGACUUAGUGAAAGUGCCGGCGAUUGGUGCGGGCAUCUAUAAAUUCAGAUUCGGAAAUGAACAGGUUUCGCUUGCUCACUCAUCUGAUUUCAUUUCAUUUCUUGACCCAUCAGAUGUUUGUUUGUUUGCUUUGUUUCCUUGGAUAAACAAGUUCACGUAG
Molecule: messenger RNA, 471 nt
Organism: Anisakis simplex (herring worm)
Lineage: Eukaryota; Metazoa; Nematoda; Chromadorea; Rhabditida; Anisakidae
Source: the annotation of a GenBank genome assembly